AUGACAAUGAUCAAGGCGUCUUCGCCUGGAAAGGUUCUCAUCCUUGGCGGCUACCUCAUCGUUGAGGCGCCCAACAUUGGAAUUUCCGUCGGCACGACGGCGCGCUUUGAAACACGACUGCUGACACAGCGUGCCGCGGCCAAUGGAAAGUGUUGUGUGCGCAUUCAUUCGCCUCAGUUUGGCAAGGUGUUUGAGUUUGAGUGCGUGGUCGACAACACUCCCGAGCUCACCGUCUCUGCGGUCCAGACAGGGGGCCCUCCAUCCCCUUUCUUACGCUACAGUCUCCUGUACACCGUGGCUGCGGCGCUUGCACAUGGUGGAGAUGUUUUUAAGGAAUUGACGUUGGAGCUGCUCGCUGAUAACGACUUUUACAGUCAAAGAAACUACUUGGUGUCACAGGGAAAGGAGGUAACCGUGGCGAACUUGCGUUCGCUGCCACCACACCUGCCUCUUGUUGGUGGUGUCUCAAAGACUGGGCUGGGUUCCUCAGCUGCAAUGACGACCAGCCUGGUGGCAUGCCUCUACCGUGCCCUGACAACUCACAACAGCUGGAGUGAAAGUUAUGAAGCUAGUGACGCGGCGGAGAAGGAGCUUCUUCACCGUGUUGCUCAGGUGGCUCACUGUGUGGCACAGGGGAAAAUUGGAAGUGGGUUUGAUGUUUACACAGCGACCUACGGAACCUCUGCGUACCGCCGUUUUCCGCCACAGCUGAUCGAGAAUGUAAUGGGUGGCAAAGAACCUCCUGUGAAUGUGGUGGUGUCAGCUCUUGUGGACUGUGUUAGGUUAGAGAAGGAAUGGGUGAAGCGCGUUCCAUUCCAGCUUCCCUUUGGGCUGAAGCUUCUCUUGGGGGAUGUUCACCAAGGCGGUUCAGGCACACCAGGAAUGGUGUCCAAAGUUAUGGCAUGGCGGAACUUAGUUGCUACUGAUCCGGAUAGCCUUUGGGAACGACUCCGAGAGAAUAAUGAGAAAUACGUGGAAUCGCUGAAGAAGCUGGCUCUGCAGGCGAAUACAAAGGUAGAGGAACAUAUGGACUCUUUGAAUGUUUUAAAGCAUGUCGUGCUUGCUCAGUAUACUUUUAAAAACGAUGCUGAGCGACUUUGGAUGGAGGCAGCGGCAUAUGCUUCUACAACUCGACGCUACUUGCGUGAAAUGGGUCAGGCUGCUUCUGUGGAGAUUGAGCCGAUUGCGUUGAGCGUCUUGCUUGAUGCCACUUAUGCGCUUCCAGGUGUAUUUGCGGUGGGAUGUCCUGGAGCGGGUGGGUACGACGCCGUAUUUGCUCUGGUUUUAGGCGAAGAGGCUUGCAAAGCCGUCGAGGUGUUUUGGGAAGGCUAUGCGGCCAUGCAUGUGUGCCCCUUACUGGUACGCGAGGAUGCCGCUGGGCUCAUUUGUUCUACUGAAGAAAAUUAG
Molecule: messenger RNA, 1407 nt
Organism: Trypanosoma rangeli
Lineage: Eukaryota; Euglenozoa; Kinetoplastea; Trypanosomatida; Trypanosomatidae
Product: putative phosphomevalonate kinase protein
Exons: 1
Coding region: 1-1407 (468 amino acids)
Biological process (GO): isopentenyl diphosphate biosynthetic process, mevalonate pathway
Cellular component (GO): peroxisome
Molecular function (GO): phosphomevalonate kinase activity; ATP binding
Source: RefSeq, a predicted model, not a curated record